Messenger RNA from Mya arenaria, 577 nucleotides. Its product is annotated as temptin-like. The transcript is spliced from 3 exons. The record is from RefSeq and is a predicted model, not a curated record. Lineage: Eukaryota; Metazoa; Mollusca; Bivalvia; Myida; Myidae. Bases 81 to 497 code for a protein of 138 amino acids.
UGAGUAAGAUAACUUUCUAUUGACAUACACCACAGUGUAAAAUUCUCACAAUCGAGGAACACCACGACUGGAAUAAAAAGAUGAACGUUUUGGCAUUUAUAAGCUUCGUGUGUUGCUCCGCUGUUUUCGGGUUACCGUACUAUCGGGAUAGGAUUCCGAAUGGGCAUCAUGUACCCAAUCCAUGCGAUGGUGGUGCUACUAUAUGGGAAGCUGUGGGACACUACAAUCCACAUUAUUACACAGUCGAUAAAAACCCAUUUGCACAGGACUUUGCAGCUGCUGGGCACGUUUGGACAGUAGCGCUGUGCCAGAAGGACAGUGACGGUGACGGGGCGACAAAUGGUGUCGAACUUGGUGACCCAACAUGCGUUUGGACUGCGGGGGCCACGCCAACCGGAAGUGCUACUGGACACCCAGGUAUUUGCAAUCCUGUUGGCUCAUGCGCAGGUCAGGCGUAUACUUGCGACUGCGUUGGCCACAACUGUGUUGGAAAAUAAAUGACCUUGUUAUGUUAUGUGUUCUUGAUUUUCAUAUGCCACUGAAAUACGAUUAAAAGUAAAUACAUGUACAAUUUAUA